Messenger RNA from Trifolium pratense (red clover), 737 nucleotides. RefSeq names its product small ubiquitin-related modifier 2-like. NCBI's taxonomy places the organism in Eukaryota, Viridiplantae, Streptophyta, Magnoliopsida, Fabales, Fabaceae. The transcript has 4 exons. The coding region runs from base 202 to 549 and encodes 115 amino acids. The record is from RefSeq and is a predicted model, not a curated record. Gene Ontology annotation, biological process: protein sumoylation. Gene Ontology annotation, cellular component: nucleus. Gene Ontology annotation, molecular function: ubiquitin-like protein ligase binding; protein tag activity.
CUCUCUAAAAAGUACUCACGAUUUUAUAUAAAAAAAAAAAAGAGUAAGUACUCAAGAUAAAAAGUUACUACAACCUGCAUAAUACUAUUGCAGAGGGGAGAGAAACUCAAGAGUCAAGGCCACUAGGUUGAACAAACUUCCUCACUACACCUUUGUGGAUCUUAUUAUUAUUGUUGUUCUUGUGUUUGUGUGUAGAAAUAUAUGAGCAAUAUGACUUCAAAUGGUGGGAAACUUGCUGGUAAGAGAAAAUAUUCAGACAACGAUGAAGAGACUGAAGAUGAUGCUAGUGUUUAUAUCAAAUUUUCAAUCAGGGGUCAGGAUGGGAAGGAGAUUUUCUUCAGAUUGAACCAGAAUCGGUACUUAAAACCAGCAUUACAAAGUUACUGUCAAAAGGUGAACAUGGACUAUGAGACUAUGAACUUUAUCCUUGAAGGCAAACCUAUUCGAAAAGAGCGUGAUACACCAAAGACGUUGAAGAUGGUAAAUGAUGACCAGAUUGAUGCUGUAAAACAGCAAACAGGAGGUGGUGGUGCAGCUGGAGGAAAUUAAAUGGUUUAGUAGUAGUGAGCUUAUUAUGAAUUGUUAAUCUGUUUAAUUGUUUGACUAUUUUGGUACAUGAUCCCAAAAAUGUACCUAAAACUUGCAUGUUCUUGAUUAUAACCUUUAUCUUAGGGAGUACUAACUAAAUACAAUCUUUAUUGACUUGGUGAAAAUUUAAUCUCAUGCCCUUAUGAUGA